GACCCUACCACAUUUAUAAGUAUUUAUAAACAAGCGAAACAAAGAACGACGGCAAGCAAAAAUUAUUCUUGAUCCUGCGCGCCUACUAGUGGCGCCCAUUCUCUGGGACUUUAGUUGCAAACCAUAUACAUAUAUGAGUAGUGUAUUAACAGCAAUUCACAAAACAAAAAUUUCAUUACUUUUUGGCAGCAGAAUUGUGCCUCAUUUCGAAGGCAAUCACAGCGCAUCCGAAUAGAAAUUCAUCUCAAUUGGACGCCCUUUCUACAACUACGUGAUAAAAAAAUUCAACUGAAGAUGAGAAAGCAUUGAUAUGUGUCCGAUAUUGUGGAGAGCACUAAUGCAUCAAAAUGAGAUUUAAUUUAUGUGAGCACUGUGUCAAUUUAAAAGGCGCUGCGUCCAACAUAAUUGAAUCACUUUGGUCGCUGUCACGUCGGAAAUCACACGUUGCUGCAGAUCUUCACGUCCAUUGUAAAUUUGGAUUUUGUACUUAAUCCGUUGCUGUCGUAGUUUGUUGACAAAUCAUAAAGUCUCAAAAUGUGUGACGAAGAAGCUUCUGCUCUGGUUGUCGAUAAUGGUUCCGGCAUGUGCAAGGCUGGUUUCGCCGGUGAUGAUGCCCCCCGUGCAGUAUUUCCAUCGAUUGUGGGUCGUCCUCGCCAUCAAGGUGUGAUGGUGGGUAUGGGUCAGAAGGAUGCGUAUGUCGGUGAUGAGGCGCAGAGCAAACGUGGUAUCCUUACCUUGAAGUAUCCCAUCGAGCACGGUAUAAUCACCAACUGGGACGAUAUGGAGAAAGUGUGGCAUCACACAUUUUACAAUGAGUUGCGUGUGGCGCCUGAGGAGCAUCCAGUUCUGCUGACCGAAGCCCCACUUAAUCCAAAAGCUAAUCGCGAGAAGAUGACCCAAAUUAUGUUUGAGACAUUCAACUCACCUGCAAUGUACGUCGCCAUUCAGGCUGUGCUAUCACUUUAUGCCUCUGGUCGUACCACUGGCAUUGUGCUUGACUCUGGCGAUGGUGUCUCUCACACAGUUCCCAUCUAUGAAGGUUAUGCCUUGCCUCAUGCUAUCUUGCGUCUGGACUUGGCUGGCCGUGACUUGACCGACUACCUCAUGAAGAUUCUAACUGAGCGUGGCUACUCAUUCACCACCACUGCUGAGCGUGAAAUCGUGCGGGAUAUCAAGGAGAAGUUAUGUUAUGUUGCGCUGGACUUUGAACAGGAAAUGGCAACAGCCGCUGCAUCUACAUCAUUGGAGAAGUCUUAUGAGUUGCCUGAUGGUCAAGUGAUUACUAUUGGUAAUGAACGUUUCCGCACACCCGAAGCGCUCUUCCAGCCGUCAUUCUUAGGUAUGGAAUCCUGCGGUAUCCAUGAAACUGUCUACCAAUCCAUCAUGAAGUGCGAUGUAGAUAUCCGAAAGGAUUUGUAUGCCAACAAUGUAUUGUCCGGUGGUACGACUAUGUACCCAGGUAUCGCUGAUCGCAUGCAAAAGGAAAUUACUGCCUUGGCUCCUUCGACCAUCAAGAUUAAGAUCAUUGCUCCACCUGAGCGAAAAUACUCCGUUUGGAUUGGUGGCUCUAUUUUGGCCUCUCUGUCCACCUUCCAGCAGAUGUGGAUAUCCAAGCAAGAGUACGAUGAAUCCGGUCCCGGAAUCGUGCACCGCAAGUGCUUCUAAGCGCUAAAGGUAGGCCCAGCUCGCACAUCUGUUUCCAACCAAAACGAGGAGAUCCAAACUCUCAGCUGCACACCAUUGAUCUACAUCCCACCGUGUCUGUACAGCUGCUGAAUCCACCCCAGGGUGGCAGGACCUAUACGAACAUUACAAAUAUGAGAAUGGAUAUAAAAUGAAAUAUUAAAAAUAUUCACUAAACUCAAACCAUUCGAAAGCUAUCCUCAAAAAUUUCUUUGCUUUUUUCACGCGAUUCGAUUUGGUUUCCAUUUACUUUCUAGAUUAUUGCAGUAUUUGUUUGUAUGAACCGAAAUAAACUUUAUUCGUUCGCCAGCAAAUAACAGCGAAGUCUCUUUA
Messenger RNA from Bactrocera oleae (olive fruit fly), 2016 nucleotides. RefSeq names its product actin-5, muscle-specific. The record is from RefSeq and is a predicted model, not a curated record. NCBI's taxonomy places the organism in Eukaryota, Metazoa, Arthropoda, Insecta, Diptera, Tephritidae. Gene Ontology annotation, biological process: mitotic cytokinesis.